GAGAAGUAGUCUUUCCUGGCAUGAUGGUUAAUGUACUGAAUCUUGCAGCUUGUGUGCUGUUGUUGUGUGGCCUGAAACUGGGUAAGUCGAUCUCAAUUUUAAAAUCGUAUGCACCAUGCACUUCAAUUAAUGUUUAUACGGCAAACACAUGCAUUGUUUACAUAGCACGCACAUCUAAUCUUUAUAAAAGUCAAAGGUCAAUAUUACAAUUUUAAAAUAUCUUAAACUAUAACAGUUCUUUAGGUUUUACGAAAAUUAUAUGGUGAUGCCAUCAGAUAUAUUAUUCUAUAUAUACACAUAUAUAGAUAUAUAUAUUGACAUUCACAUAAAAUGGUUCGGGAAAAUGGAGUGGGGGAACCAAAUGAAGCUAUGGAAAUAGAAAUGUCAAAGUUCAGAGCAAUUAGUGCACCAAUUUAUCUUUGAAAUUUAAUUCAUGUUUGUGCUUAAAACGAAAGUAGGCCUACUAAAUAAGUUACGCUAAAGUACAGCGCAACAGUCGAGAGCCUGAUCAGGUGACGUGGACAUUCAUACUUCCUCAUGGAGCACUGAUUAAAUAGAUUCACCGAGAAAUAAAUUUAAUUUUAACAAUACAAAAAAAUGCUUUCAAAAAAAUUAAUUGAGAAAAAAAAAAAAUAACGGAGGAUAAAGCUCACCCAAAAAUUGUUUAGAUCUAAUAUCAGCAGGAUCAUAGUGAACCCUUCCUUAAAAAUAAGGAACGAAUGACAGUCGGAGUCGAUGAAGACUAUUCUCAGAGACAUUGUUGAAAUCGAUAGUUUCGUAGUUGGAUUUCUACCUUUUCAGUUGUAAAGUAUUAUUCUGCAUUCUAAAUGUCUUGUAAGUUGUGCUUACACCGGUGCCUGGUAUUUUUUUGUACUCUCCUGGGUGGCAUCUAAGCUCAGAUCCUAUAAAACUCUUAGCUUAUUGUCAUUUUAUCAGUUGGUGAAUGCGUAGCUUAAUUAUUAUACUUCAGCAACUCGAAUCUACUGUGUGUCAUCCAUUUCAUUUCUCACUCCUGUUUUCUGCUAAAUCAUUGAAGUGGUCGUUUAUUUUUCUGGCAAGUUUAACAUGAGAUAAACUUUUUUUUCUUCUAAAAUUUAAACUUUCAGGAUAUGAUGCUGACGCUCAGGCACUUGAAGUAGAUGUCUCCGAAGGGCGUGGGGGCCAUGGGAAUCCAUUUAGUUACGGGUCACCUGCUGGGCCUUUGACUGCUCGAGGACGCGGGAGAUCUGGACUGCAACGGGUUGGUGGGAGUCCUGGAAGCAAUGGACCGCCCGGGACACCUGGGCAAAAUGGCUCGCCCGGUGCAGAUUAUCAAGUUGAAGCCGUCGCGGCUGCCGGGGCGCCCGGGCUUGCCGGGGAAGACGGUGCACCCGGCCAACCCGGGUUACCUGGUCAUGCUGGUGGAACUGGAGCCGCUGGAGGCGCCGGGGUUAAAGGCGGUCCUGGAGGUCCAGGUGGGCCUGGGGGUAAUGGGGGGCCUGGGACAAACGGUGGACAGGGAGGUGCUGGUGGCGCUGGCGGUGUUGGGGGUGCUGGUGGAGC
Molecule: messenger RNA, 1542 nt
Organism: Lymnaea stagnalis (great pond snail)
Lineage: Eukaryota; Metazoa; Mollusca; Gastropoda; Lymnaeidae
Source: the annotation of a GenBank genome assembly